AUGAGCUCUAGGAAAAAGGUUUGGUUGGGAUGGCGACGAUCGAGCCUGGAGCCCCCGGGCCACCGCCAGUGCUGGGACGAGCCGGUGCGCAUCGCCGUGCGCGGCCUGGCCCCCGAGCAGCCGGUUACACUGCGCGCGUCCCUGCGCGACGAGAAGGGGGCCCUGGAGCCCGACAAGCCUUUUUGGCGCUUUCUGAAGCGGGACGUGCGGACGCCGUUCGUCGUGGAGCUGGAGGUGCUGGACGGCCACGAGCCCGAGGCCGGGCGGCUCCUGGGCCGGGCGGUGCACGAGCGCCACUUCCUGCGGCCCGGGGUGCGGCGGGAGCCGGUGCGCGCGGGCCGGGUGCGCGCCUCGCCCUUCCUGCCGCCGGGUGAGGGGCCCUUCCCUGGGAUCAUCGAUCUGUUUGGAAGCGGUGAUGGCCUUUGUGUAUGCAGGGCCAGCCUCCUGGUGGAGCAUGGUUUUGCUGUGCUUGCUCUGGCUUAUUUCAGAUUUGAAGACCUCCCUGAAUAUUUGAAAGAUAUGCAUGUGGAAUACUUUGAAGAAGCUGUGGACUUUAUGUUGCAGCAUCCAAAGGGCAUCAUAGACACUGUACUUAUCAAUGCCUGUGUGGCCAACACAAUGCUUCCUCUGCAUUACAUGGAUGUGAUUAUUCCUGGUCUCAGCCAUGACCCAGGGAAAGGAAAAAUCACCAAGUCAGGCGUUUUGAAAUUGAUGGAUGUUUGGAACAAUCCACUGGAGGAACCCAACCACCAAAGUCUUAUUCUGCUGGAAAAGGACGAGGGGCCCUUCCUGUUUAUUGUUGGCAUAGAUGAUCAUACCUGGAAGAGUGAAUUCUAUACUUAUAUAGCCUCUGAAUGGUUACAAGCCCAUGGGAAAGACAGACCCCAGAUAAUCUGCUACCCAGAAACUGGUCAUUGUGUUGACCUACCUUAUUUUCUUCCUUCUAGAGCUUCUGUACAUGCAGUUUUUGGCAAAGUGGUAUCCUAUGGAGCUGUGCCAAGGGCUCAUUCAAGGGCACAGGUGAAUGACUGGCAGCAAAUUCAAAUUUUCUUCCAUAAACAGCUCAGUGGUAAAAAACCUGUCAAGCACAUCAAGGCAUAACAUUGCGAUCAUAGGCCAGAUAUCAUCAGUAAAACAAUCCUGUUUAUAAAACUUGUGUUGGGUACCUAGGAACCUUUUUGUAACAAAGCAACCAGCUCGGCUUCCUUGUCAGGUCCUACUGGAUUCUCAGCCUUUGCAACCCUCCUUCCUUCACUGCUGGGUCCACCCCUCUCUCUCCUGAACUUUACCCAGUUA
Molecule: messenger RNA, 1296 nt
Organism: Galeopterus variegatus (Sunda flying lemur)
Lineage: Eukaryota; Metazoa; Chordata; Mammalia; Dermoptera; Cynocephalidae
Product: acyl-coenzyme A thioesterase 6-like
Exons: 5
Coding region: 1-1101 (366 amino acids)
Biological process (GO): acyl-CoA metabolic process; fatty acid metabolic process
Molecular function (GO): fatty acyl-CoA hydrolase activity
Source: RefSeq, a predicted model, not a curated record